Rhinocladiella mackenziei CBS 650.93 is the source of this 1470-nucleotide messenger RNA. RefSeq lists its product as uncharacterized. The transcript has 2 exons. The record is from RefSeq and is a predicted model, not a curated record. The coding region runs from base 1 to 1470 and encodes 489 amino acids. Lineage: Eukaryota; Fungi; Ascomycota; Eurotiomycetes; Chaetothyriales; Herpotrichiellaceae.
AUGCGCAAUUCACGUCGUCACUCUCAUACCAAUGAGGUUGCAUUCGAGUCUCUGCCGCCGGCUCUUCGUCGAAAAUAUUUUAGCAGCUUAGAACGUCUCAGAUUAGCACAAGAUGGCAGCAACCUCUCACCUCCUUCUCGUUUGUCUAUUCUCUCUCCCGGCCGGAUUUGGACCACCACACAAUCCUCAGGCAGUUUUGCCCUUCUGACCAACGGCCUCCUCUUUCCUGGUUUGCUGUUGAGCCGCACGAGAUUCCGCAGUAGAAGAUCGUGUGCAGCAAAUACUCAGGUCACUCCGUCGACGGUUGCUUGGUUCGCCUCGCUACCCCCUACGAUUCAGAGGAAAUUGUUCUCCAGGGAAGAGUGUUCCAUUUAUACUGGAGGACGAAACAUUGUCAUCCUUGACGCAGCCGAUGAGACACUCCGCCGUCGCAACCGGCGUCCUAGUCAAUUCACCGCCUUCGAAUCUCACGUCUCAGACGACAACACCUUUGUGGAUUGGGAAGAUCUCAAAGACCAAGACCAAGCCGACCCUGCCGUCGACAUGGGUGACUAUUCUAUAGAGGGAUUUCGAUGGCUGGAGGAUGAAGGUGAUCUCGACCUGAAGUUGGACGAUUAUCAUGAGGCCAUUGCAGAAACAGCCCGCCGCACUGCAUCCAUAUCAGAACCAGUGCCAGCGAAACGACAUGCUCGACGCAAUCCAUCUCUCUCGAGUAUCUCGAUUCGGCCUCGCCGAAGUUCAACCUUGUCCUCUCGUCCUCAGCUCGAUCCACCAGGCACACCAGCCUUACCACCACCUAAACUCCAUCACUCACGGUCACCUUCAUUCUCUCUCAAACAUAUCCGAUCUCGAGCUUCGUUAUCAUCCAUUGACCCGCGAGCCACCCACUACCAAGAUCCUGCCGCUCGAAUGAAAUUGAAACUCUAUCUGGCUUCUCCGCAGAAGUUCGAUGAGGCGAUCGAGUUCGGGUUUCCCUCGGUCGAAGAAAGAAGACAAUUGAAUCACACUAGGCCCAUGACGAGCCCACAACCAAGGCCCGACGUGAACCGGACAUUCUUUCACGACGACACACCGUCGCUCUCCGGUGACGAAGGAGAUGAGCCCGAUGAGCCAGACACCCUGUACGAUCCAAGAACUCCAGAGGAUCCAGUUUUUCAAAUACACCGACCAUCCCACAAGAUCAGUGUGGAUGGCAAUGCGGGUCUAAGACCAGUUUCAGUGAGAAGGCAGCCAGAAACAUAUGCCCGUGGCCUCGCUACAGAUCGUGAGAUGACAUUGCACAUGACGUUGACUCGACCUGAUCUUCGCUCACCUGAGGAAUUACCACCGACCAACCACACCAAGGUCAACAACCAACCAUUAGAGCGACCCGAACUAGUGGCGGAAUGCCACCCGGUAUCAAUCUGGGGCACUCUACCGACGGAGGAAUCGAAGAUGAAGAGAUUCUUACGGAAACUGAAGCUCAAAUAA